Messenger RNA from Penaeus monodon (black tiger shrimp), 3131 nucleotides. Its product is annotated as flocculation protein FLO11-like. The record is from RefSeq and is a predicted model, not a curated record. Gene Ontology annotation, cellular component: centrosome. Gene Ontology annotation, biological process: spindle organization. Lineage: Eukaryota; Metazoa; Arthropoda; Malacostraca; Decapoda; Penaeidae.
ACAGAGUGUAAACAAACCAGAAAACGUGUAGAUUUUUAAUCAAAAUGUCUUUUUGCAGAGAAUAUUAAGCCAGUGCUGAUUAUUUUGUUUCAUGGUUACCGCAGGAAAGACCCAGGGAAGGUAUGGAAUGGAAGUUAUAUGUUGCAGAUACACGUUAGGAUAUCACACUUAAUCAUGGGUGACAUGAGUGAAUAUUAUCGCCAAAUAUCAGAAAUUCACAAGGCAGUGAGAGAAAGAGAAAUGUAUCGUCUAGAAUUGGAAAAAGAGAGAUUACUGAAGACACAGAGGAGAGAAAAAAGACAUGAAGAGCUGCGGACCAAGGUAAAAUCUCUACACAAAGAACUUGUUAGAGAGGAGUUAGAAGCUGCCCAGAGAGUGCGCAAAUUAUUAUCUCAGGUGGAAGCUGUGACAAGAGAACACCAGCUCUUAGAAGCUCAGACAGAGAAGCUGCGGAAUAGAAAGCAACAAUAUGAGGCACAACUUGAAAUGGCCUAUCCCAACUUGAAAAGCAGUUCUUCCAAUUUUUAUCUCAAUGAUUUAUAUCAAACAGUAGGACUAGGGUCAGGCUUCAUACCAUCUGCAGCAAGUGCAAGCAUUUUCCCCCAAGGAGCAAACAUCUUGGGAAAUUUUCCUCCUGGGGCAAACACCUCAGGCUCCAUAUUUCAGAGAGCCAGCACUCCUAUGCCAGCCUCAUCCAUGUCAAGUCUGAACCCUUUUUCUGCAGCUGUUCCUCAGGCGUCACCCAUAGCCCCUUCGUUAGCUCCAACUAGCCAUGGGUCAGUUCAGCAGUCAGGAAAUAGUUUGGCAUCUGGCAGUAUGGCUAGUCAGGUCACCUCUAACCAUAUGACUGUACCCCAUCCUUUACUACAUCCAGGAGUACCUCAACCCUCAUUGAAUCUGAGUCAGCAGGAGUUAGCGAACAGAAAUGUAAAUUUGUCAAAUGGUGGUCUUGUCUCAUCAGCUUCAUCUGCUGUACCUGUUGUCACUUCCCAGAUUCAGUAUCCAUAUCAGGAGAAUGCUCCUCAGCCUGCUUUAACUGAACAAGGAGGUUUUAACACUUCUUUAUCAAAUCCAUCAUCAUUUGUGGCCAGAAGUCUGUCUAUGGUUUAUGAAAGUAGUCAGUUGCCACCUGAAGCACACCAUGGGUAUGCAGGAGUUUCCUCUGAUAAACCCUUUCAUCAAGAUACUCUGAAUCAACCUUCUCACAAUCUUACAUCACAGGCAAAUGCAAACUCAAUUCAGAAUCCAAUAGAUAUAUAUUUGAGCACUCUUUCCUUCCAGACUAGGCAGAGAGAAUCUGCUGCUAAUUCUGUUCCCACAGGAAGGACAGACACUACUACAGCUCCUCAUUUAGAGCCAAUAAGUUCUAGUCAAAAUAAUCAAGGUAUUAGUACUCCAAAUAUGUUGGAAAAUCCAGAAAGAAAGAUCAAGGCAGAAGAGCAACAAAUAGAUUCUGCAGCUCCUUUGCAUAAUGAGACUCCAGUAACUAACAACUUUUCCAGACUAGCAAGUCAGCAGUCUGAAGAAGCUAGUACAAGCACUGGCCUUCCUACUAGGCCUACUGUUACUGGACUGUCAGAAGCUCACAGCAUUGACUCUGUACAGGCAAAUAAUGAAAUGAUGGAUGAGAGCCUUCCUCUUUCACCCCAAGAACAAGCUCCCUCCCAAGACAGAAGUGGAUCCAAUGAGCUGUCAGCUUCAACAGUAAACAAUCAGCAAGGGGAAAUAUCUCGUCCAACUCUUGGAAAAAUAGACAGUGCCUCCAAUUCUGUUUCUCGUGAUUUAUCAUCCCAUGGAAAUAGUGUAGACUCCAGUUCUGCUUACCAUACACCUGACAAUAAGCAGCUGGAAAGGAAGCCAGAAAAUGCUGAAAAACAGUUAAUAAGUAUGAGAGGUUCAGAAUCAGGAGACACAGAAAAACAGUCAGAAAGUAAUACCAAAUUAGAAUCAGAAAAUAAUGCAAAAAUUACCAAUGAGACAAAGGAUAAUACCAAAAUAACCACUUCCAAAGAAGAUAUAGGAGAACGUCAUCAGCAGAAAGAUCACCAGCCAGAUUCUAAAGCCAGUACCACUCCUUCAACAUCAACUGGGAAAAGUAAUCAAAAAUCACUUCCAUCUGCUCCAUCAACUGAUGAGAGAAGCAUAAGCAAUAGUAAAAUUUCAUCACUUCAGUCAAAAGACAGUUCUUUAACCUCUACUUCAUCAGAUGUAAAAGCUAAAGAUAAGACCCAGGCACCAUCACCCACACCUCACACAGACACAAAGAAACCAAAUCCCAGUGAGCUAGAAAAUAUACCUGUUGCGCAUGUGAAAAAAGAUGACCCACUUCCAAAGCCCGAUACUUCGAAGGUACAAGUCAGCCAGCCGUCAGUCAGCUCUUUGACAGACACCUCCAGCACAGCACCAACACCGUCCCUUCCAGUAAAACCUUCACAGCCCAAGCCUUUCACAGCCCGGGAUCCAGAUGAUGAUUCAGACUUCUUUGAUCGUGAUGUUCCUGUCACUGCAACGGCAGCAUACAAGGCCAUGGUGUCAGGUACAAGAGCACCCGGCACAGGCAUCCCAACAGAGAGCGACAGUGAUGACCUCGAGAACCAGAUGAGUGCCAUGGUGGCCAAGCGAGAUAUGCCAAAGUCCAGGCCCGCUUUUAAGCCUUUUGCAUCGAGUAUCCCCUCACUACGACCUGCACCCCCCAGCACUGAUACUGACAGUGUAGACAGUGUUGAGGCUGCUAUACAGGCAGCAAUGAGCAAGCCUAAAGAUCAAGGAGAGAAGCCAGUGCCGCCCUCUGAGACCAGUACAGCUCCCAGCCAAGCAGAGAAGCCAGCAGGAACGAAAGCAGCCUCCGCCCCAGCCCCCAAGGCACUCCUUGGCAAGACUCGGCCAUCAGCAGCCCUUCAGCUCAACCUGGACUCAGAUUCGGAGUCUGGUGGUGUAAGCGCCGGGGCAGAUGCCUCGGACGACGAUGACUUUGAUUUUUAUGACUAGGCUGUGGAUGAUGAUGUUAUAUUUGUGAUGGUAUGGAGUGGUGAGGGGAUCAAUUGUGGUUUUCUUCAUUUCUGCAGAAUAAGAGGGAAAGGGGAAGAAAUACUGUUUGUAAAUGUAGAUGGUGCCUUAAAUACUAUUCGUGU